AUGGCUUCCAAUCGUUUGGUCCAGAUUUACCGGUCAUGUCUCUUUCAGAUUAUUAUUGUCGGGCUGGUCGCCUUUUGUGAGCCCGGCAUCUGGACGGCCCUGAAUAAUCUUGGAGCGGGCGGCAAUGCCAGUCCUUUCUUGAACAAUGCGGCCAAUGCCCUAACAUACGGGCUCAUGUCCGUGGGCUGCUUCCUUGCUGGCGGCGUCACCAACAAGAUCACGGCCAAAUGGACCUUGUUCAUCGGCGCUGCCUUCUACACUCCCUACGCUGCAGCGUUAUACUGCAACAAUCGCUACGAAAAUGAAUGGUUUCUGCUUCUCGGGGCCGCGCUCUGCGGUAUCGGGGCAUCACUUCUCUGGGCGAGUGAAGCGGCCAUUGCGGUCGGGUAUCCGGAACAGGAGAAAAGAGGACGGUAUGUUGGAAUCUGGAUGGGAAUCCGACAGAUGGGCCCUCUUGUGGGCGGGGCGAUCUCCCUCGCUCUCAAUAUCAACACCGCGCAUGCGGGCAAAGUUACCUACACCACAUACUUAGGGCUUGUGGCCAUUUCGUCUCUCGGCGCUCCCUUUGCACUGCUGCUCUCCCAGCCACAGAAGGUCAUUCGCAGCGACGGCACCGCCAUUCCUUACAUGAGGAGAACGACCUUUGCGAUCGAGGCCAGGGCGAUCUGGAAACAACUACACAACAAGUACAUGUUGCUACUUAUUCCGGUCUUCCUCGCCGGACAGUUCGGCACCACUUACCAGGGCAACUACCUGACCACCUACUUCACCGUCCGAUCCCGCGCCCUCGCAUCCUUCCUCACCGCCGUCGUCGGCGCCCUAGCCAACAUCUCAACCGGUCUAAUCCUAGACCUCAAGUCGGUGUCCCGCGAAACCCGAUCCAAAAGCGUCUACAUCUUCAUCCUAAUCUUCCUAACCGGAUCCUGGAUCUGGAACGCCGUCGUGCAGACCAAACUCUCCCGCAUGGCCGACCCCCCGACCUUCGACCUCGGCGACGGACCCUUCUUCAACUCCGCCUUCACCGUCUACAUGUGCUUCAAGUUUUUCUACGAAAUCCUCCAGACCUACAUCUACUGGCUGAUGGCUGAGAUCAAGGGUGCGCAGCGGGACGGCGAUAUCGCGCGCACCACGGGGAUUCUGCGGUCGUGGGAGUCAAUUGGGAGCACGAUUGCCUAUGCGGUUGGCGCGACGCAUUGGCCGAAUCGGAAUCAGAUGAUUCUGGGGUUUGCGUUGUGGGGAUGGACGAUUCCGUUUACCCUGUUGGCGGUGUUUGGGAAUUGGAAUGUUUCUUCGGCGCCGCUGGAGGGGGGGAGGGAUGAGGAGACGGAGACGGAUGGUAGUAGUUUGGAGGCGCAGAGGGUGGUUAUUACGAAUGGGAAGGAUUGA
Messenger RNA from Aspergillus ibericus CBS 121593, 1386 nucleotides. Its product is annotated as MFS general substrate transporter. The record is from RefSeq and is a predicted model, not a curated record. NCBI's taxonomy places the organism in Eukaryota, Fungi, Ascomycota, Eurotiomycetes, Eurotiales, Aspergillaceae. The transcript is spliced from 4 exons. The coding region runs from base 1 to 1386 and encodes 461 amino acids.